GCAGAGACGGCUUCUGCUGUCAUGGUCGAGCAUGGAGCCUCCGGGGCUCCGACUAAAGAUGCAGCCAAACCCGAAGCUAGGGUCCGCAUCGCUCGCUAUGAUCAGGUCUACAAUCCGCAUACGAGGAGGACGGAGUUGCGGAAGACGAGCAAGCCCUUCGUCUCGAAAAAGCUGAGCAAAAAGAAACCAAUUCUUCUUGUCAAACGAAUCAUCAACGCGGACGGCACCCCCGGACGGAAGGAAAUCGAUAUCCUCAGCGAACCUCUGCGAGUCGUGCUCCAGGACAUUCACCGGGACGUUCAGGGUACAGACUUAUCGUCACGUACACCGACAGUCAACACCCACUUCUUCUUUCACUGCCGCAAGCAACUACGGGCUAAGCUGGAGGAGGAGAACGCACGAGAAAUGCCAGAUGGAACCAUCGUUGAAGCCAUCGAGACAGCACUGGAGUUCAUUGACGAAGACCUCGGCAGCACCAUCGCCGACUUUGAUGUCCUUGUCAACCAAGGUCAGAUCACCUACCACUUGCUUUGGGCGCUCUUCCCUCCGAACACGUAUGUCCGGUCUUUCCAUCGGGGCACGGAACAGGAGUUCGUGGCCUACGGGCGACAAUUUGCUUAUCAAUGCACGAUGAUGGGAAACUUCGGCGACAUCCGCUGCGACAUCGUCAGCAACGACGGGAAGUCGUUUGGUGUCUCCGAAGAGCACGGCAAGAUUAACGAGUUUCCGGGGACACGCCUCAUCCUGGAACUCCCCUGCUAUCCACUUGAAUUUCAUCCUGAGAAGGAGAAGUUACGCGAGCAUGCAGUGCGCCGAGGCAAGCAAUACGCUGAGAUCACGAGGCAUUUCUACGAGAUCAGCGGACCAGCAAUCAUUGACAAAACGUCUACCUUCGACACUUCGCCUUUAAAGGUCUCCGGCACUGAGCGCGUGAUGGUUGAUCCUGCCGUCUUCAACCUAUUCCGUUCAGAUAGCAGUCUCAUCCGUAACGUACAGCGCAACCUGAAGAAGAGCGAGAUGACCGACAACGACUAUCUUAUCUGCACGCCUGUACUACUCGGCUUCUGCUUCCGAUCUAAAUCAUGGGGUGGAUACGCGCUCGACCGAGUCCAAGAAAUUACUUGGGUUGAGGAUUGUUUCCAUCAGCUUGUCCUCGGAGCUAAGCACAAGCAGCUCAUCCGUGCCCUCAUUCGCCAACACUCCGCAAAGACCGCCGUUUUUGACGACAUCGUCGCCGGAAAGGGUCAAGGCCUGGUCGGCCUGCUCUGCGGUAACCCUGGAUGUGGCAAGACGUUGACGGCGGAGGCCGUGGCCGAGAUCACUCACCGCCCGCUGUACAUUGUCAGCGCCGGCGAGCUUGGCACGUCUCCCAGCCACGUCGACGAGAAGCUGAACGAGAUCCUCGAGCUCACACGCCUUUGGGACGCGGUAUUACUGCUCGACGAGGCCGACGUGUUCCUCCAGGCACGAGACAAUACGGAUGUGUCCCGGAACGCACUAGUGUCUAUCUUCCUCCGGCAGGUGGAAUACUACCGAGGUAUCCUUAUCUUCACCACGAACCUCGUCGAACAGAUCGAUCCUGCUUUUGAAAGUCGAAUCCACUUCUGCGUUAAAUACCCCGACCUGGACUUUGAUGCGCGCAAGGCCAUCUGGAAGACCUUCUUCACGAAGAGUCAAAUCAGCCCCGAGGAUGUUACGGAAGAUGAUGUCGACCGCCUCGCCAAGUACCCGUUGAAUGGACGACAAAUCAAGAACGCCGUAAGCACGGCCAAGUCCAUCGCCAUGGACCAGGACUCGAGGCUACUCGCCGAACACGUCGAUACUGUGCUGGAGGUUAUGAACGACUGGCAUGUCGCGAAGACAGAACGCAGAACAUUGCGUGCAGCUUAGGCGAGUUGGAUGCCACUGGUGAUCUCUGCAGAAGGCUGUAGAGCGGACUCUCUUGAGGAAUAAAUUCACAUCAUGCACGCUAUUCAUUUUUUUUUGUUUGCAUGUACUGUCUCUCCAAGCAAAUAAUAGAGACGGGGACUUUCCACC
This is a messenger RNA of Phanerochaete carnosa HHB-10118-sp, 2037 nucleotides long. RefSeq lists its product as uncharacterized. Lineage: Eukaryota; Fungi; Basidiomycota; Agaricomycetes; Polyporales; Phanerochaetaceae. The coding region runs from base 22 to 1890 and encodes 622 amino acids. The transcript is spliced from 8 exons. The record is from RefSeq and is a predicted model, not a curated record. Gene Ontology annotation, molecular function: ATP binding; ATP hydrolysis activity.